CACAAAGGAUAACAAGACUUGAUCAUACACAAAUGCAAGAGAAAUCACCCAAUGAAAGAAAAGUAUGUUGCCCAGCUUCUAUCAAUAUGAGUAAUUUAUCUAACAGUGUGAAAGACAAGAAGGAGGGGACAGGGGAACAAGAUUUACCAAUUCCAGAGAGUGGCCAAGGCUUCAUAUUCAGUACAUAUCAGGAGACGGAUCAUGACGUUAUCAAAUCAGAUGAAGGGCUGAAACGAACAGGAAGUAUAGAUAUCCAGGUACAACCACAAACACAUUUUGCAGAGAGUAUUUUGAGCUCUGCUUCAUGCCCAACGCUGGAUCCAUUUCAACUGAAAAAGCUAGAGAGCGAUGCUAGGUUUUUUCCUCCAAUGUCAGGAGAAGCAAAGUUUGAUGAAAAAAUAUUUUCUGCAAGAGAAGGUGGUGUCCCAUCUGAGGCAAAUCAUCAAAAGGAACAAGCUGGUGGUACUGAAAAGGAAGAGAAAAUGACUUUAGCUUUCUGCAUGGCUGCUUUAUCUCUAUCUAAAGGCAAGAGAAACUUCAAACAAUAUUCAGACAUGAAAAUCUUGAUGAAUCCCAGACAUGGAAUUUUAAAAGCAAAGAAACCACCCAUUUCACAGAUGCUCAAUAUCAAGGGUGGUGCUAGACGAAAUCAUAGGAAAGGAUUGAGAUAUAACUUGACCACCAAAAUGGGACAAGUGGGUCAGGGUACAAAAAUUGCAGACAGCAGGGACUCCCUCCUGAACAUCAUCCCUGCCAUUAAUAGGUAUAGUGACCGAGAAGGGGAAAAAGACAUGUUAGGAGAAAAAAGACUCAAUUCUGAACAAGUAAAGCAAAAUAUACCCCCACACAAAGGGAAUGUGACUCCAGAUGACCCCAAAGAAGGUGAUCUUCAAGAUGAAGAAAGUGAACAGAAGAUCUCAUUAAAAGUAAUUCCACAGUACAGCCAACAUUUCAUACUCUGUUCAGACCAGACAAAGGAGCUUGAGCUUCACAAACCAGGAAACAAAGGAUGUGGGAAAACUCUAUUUGUUACCAAACAGGACAUCCCCCAGCACACACAGCCUGCAGAUCCAGUGCAGGCAACACAGCCAAAGAGAAGCCAGCAGACACAGAACGGCACAGUGUGGUCAUCGAGUUCAGACUUUCCUCUUCUGAAGUCAACCGAAUCACUAACCAGUCAAGUUGUAAUUGAUACAAUGAAGUGUGGCAUCCCAAGUGAUGAGAGCCACAUGGGAGAACUGGAUGAUCAUGGUAAAGAGGAAAAGUCAGAGUUUAAAAAAGAUGUACGAGCACCUGACCCCAAGUCUUCAGCUACCGCCACACCUGAUCCCCCUGAACCUAAACAGGGGAGAAAGACAUUCACAUGUAGAGCCUUAAAAAGUAAAAUGAGUCCCAAGUGUGUUGUUAUGAAGGCAAGAAAGGCAACAAUAUCGCAGAUACUUAACAUCCCUGGGAAUGGCUGUCUGAAAACCGUCCCUUCCAAAACCCUGCGAUCGCAGAUCGUUGAGUUUUUGAUUGAGAUAAAAUACUCCGGGGUGCUCGGAGAUGUGACUGAAGAGAGAAAGGAAGGAGGAUCCCGAGAAUUGCUGGCAACAAUGCUGGAGUUCUGGGAUGCAGCCACACUUGCUUUACCUCUCUCGAAAAGAGAGAGAAACCACUCAGAACUUAGAGACAAGAGAAAUAAAAUGAGUCCCAAAAGUAUCACUUUGAAGGCAAAGAAGGCACCGAUUUCCAAGACAUUUACUGUCACAAAACGUGGUGGGCCAAGCCGUGGUAGGCAACUUGAAGGCAAAUUCACAACCGUGAGGAAACAAGGUCAGUCAUUGGCAGCCACCAGGCUGAAUGCCACUGCCUCUUCCGUGUCGGUUUCACUGGACAGAAAGGUGCAUAACAGAAAGAAAGCAGAGACGGACAAGCCGGGGAAGACGAGGUUCCAUCCCGAGCUACAACAGCAAGGACACUGGCCAGAUGGCGGGAAAGCCUGGUGUCCCUAUCCUAGGGCCAAGAGAGAAAACGUCAGGAAGGAACUCCAAGGCCACGGUGGAGAAGCAGCGCCUCAGAAUUUCCAGCACCUCACUUUCCAUGCUCAUCAUGUGAAGGAGCCUCGCUUUGUGAAAUCAGAUCUCAAACAGAAGUAUUCAGCAAGGGGGAAAAUCCCAGAAUCACUAACCAUAGCAGAGGAGCUGCAACAACACACGUUUUUCACACAAAGUGUCUUGCGUUCUGUGUCUUCCUCUAUUUUGAAUUCACUUCCAUCUGAGAAGGCACCAAAAAGGACAAAAACACAGAGGUCAAGGAUUUUUUCUCCAGUGACAGAGAAAUUACUUGGUGAAUCUUUAGCUGUUAAAGUACCAAGUGACAUCCUGUCUGAAACAGACCCAACAAAGGAACCUGCUAGUUCUAGUCCAGAGGGAAGGAAAGAAUUACAAGUGGAUUUACAAGGGAGAGCCCUACAGUCUUUCUGUAUCUCCAGGCCAGAUUCAUCUGAAAUUAAAGGGUUGAGAAAUGUAGCAUUGAUCCCUACAUCUCAAACUGGGAAAGCCCAGAUGGCAUCAGUUUUGAAGACAACUAAUAACACUAGUCCCAUUGCCCCCAGCCAUGAAAAGGAACUGGUCUACACCUUUGAUAACAUGGCCAAAGAGUUAUCUCAGAGUAUGUCAAAUAUAUUUAUAAAUACUUCUUUUUCACCUACACCUGUUUCACCUGCCACCAAAACACAUAAAAAACUGGAAGCCAAGAAAGACUCAGUCAAAGUCAGUAUUAUGCAGCUAAAACCAGAGGACAGGAAAAGACUGUGUAAAAGAUGGAGUGCCUUGGGCACCGCAUCUGAGUCAAGAUGGCAAAAUGAAAGAGAGGGCAAGGAAUUUGUAUUCAAAACAGGUCUACAAUUUCUGAGUAGGACAGAAAGUAGAAAAGAUGAAAAUAUGCUUAUUACAGAGCAAGACAUGCAGCAACAAACACUAGUUUCAGAAAGUAUAUUGGAGUCUACCUGUUCUCCUCUGAUAAUUCCAUUUCAAACUGAAAAGGUGAAGAAGAACAUCCCACCAUAUACAAACAUACUGCAUAGAAAGAGUGAAAAGAUUUCAUGUGUAAAAAGAGGGACAGCAAUGUUCGAUGGUCUUUUAACUGAUGAGGCAGGGUGUAGGACUCCAUCUGCUGGGAACCCCACAAGGAGGCUGAAUGCUUCCAGUUCAGCUUCCCUACAACCUGAAGAAGAGAAAGACAUAAAAACUCAAAAAGUAACAAAAUACACAGCUGAUCAAAAUAUCCCACUUCCCAAGUCAGGGAUCUCAGCGCUUGGAGAUUCAUGUAAUGAAAGCUCUAGAAGGAAAGUGGGUGGUUCUAUUGUCAAGAAACAUGAAGAGCUGCAAAAAGAUUUACUAACAAUAUCCACAACAUCUGUUUUGUCUGAAUCUAGAAGGCAGAAAAAGGAACUAAAAUUUCCAGAAAGGAAAGAUCUUAUGGGUCCCAGAUGUAUAAUGAAGGAAAAGAGGCCUCUUUUUUCACAGGUGCUUAAUAUCACUAAGCAUGGUCAUCAGUACUGUAAAAAUAAACAGGAAUGUUAUUUAAAGUCUGUGAUAAAAGACAGGCAACAACAUGAAAGUAUAGCUGAUACAUUUUCAUCUCUCACACCUGUUUCAACAGGUAAUAAGAUAGAUAUUGAAAUUGAUAGCACACCCACAACAGGGACAGAUCAACCAAGAGUACAAACACACAGCCACACCUGCCCAGAGCUAGAGAAAUCACUGAGUGUUGGGGAAGCGUGGGAGGCCAAUCUGAUUGAUACACAAAGCAGAUCCAGCAACACAGGGAGAGUGACUGUGCCACAUGAGAAGGAAGAGGAAAAUGUCCCAGAAAUAUCAGCAGAAUCAGUUCCACACGAGAGCCAACACCUCUGUUUCACUUCUCAUCAUGUGAAAAAUCUUGGACCUUGCAAAUCAAAACCUAAACUGGAUAGUUCGGAAGGCAGAAGUACUUGGAAUCUGUCUUGUGCAGCACAAAACAUGAGGCAAGAAGAACGCAUUAGAAAAAUAAUUUUAAAGCCUGUGUCUAAAAGCGUGAUGACUUUAAUUCAGGCCCAAACACUGAAGAAGGUUCUUCAUACUCAAGAGGAAAUCCAACACAUGGCAGAUCUAAAGACCCCAUUUCCAAAAGCUAGGAAAUCAGAGGCUGGUUCCUUACACUGUGAUGGUGUCUGGGAUGGAAAUCAUAGGAGGAAACGAGACAGUCCUAUUUUUAAGAAAAAGGCAAGGAGUCAGAGUGACUUAGUAGGAACAGUCUUAAAGCCCUUAGAUUUCUCCAGCCUUGAUUCAUCUGAACCCGAGAGCCAGAGUCAUGCAGUAGAGGCUGUAGGCAAGAAAAGUACAAUGAGUCCCAAGCAGGUAACUCUGGAGGCAGGGAAGCUACCAGUUUUACAGGGGCUUGAUAGCACGAGGUGUCUUACUGGAAGCCACAGAGAGAAAAACCACAAACUUAAGGCCAAGGCAAGAGAGAAGCAACAGAAUGAAGGUGCAAGAGAGACAUUCCAUGCCAGCGAGGGAGCUGAGAGUCCACCACCCACAUUAGUGACUGACAAACUGCCAUUCGAUAGAGCAGCGAGGGAUAGUCUGGAUAACCAUGGAGCACUUCACAAAAAUCUAGAUGAUUUUGUUACAGAGAAAAAGGCAGAGCUGGAUAAAAACUCAGCUACAGUUCUCCUGGGGCCUUUCAAUUUACUCAUGCCUGUUUUAUCUGACUCUGAAAGCCAGACAAACACAGUGCAAGAGAAAAUCACACUGAAACGCAAGUGUUCUGUGAUGAAAAAAAAGGAGCCACUCAUUUCACAGCUAUUUAAAAUCAGUAGGCAAUGUGCCACAAAACAGAGGACGAAACUUAGAUCCAACAUAGAAACCAAAAUGAAAGAGAUGCAUUCAGGUAAAAAUGCGACUGCUAUGUACACAAAUGCCACUUGCUUCGAAGUGGAUGCCUCUGACAUUAGAAGGCAAAGCGGAUUCCAAACAGAGGCAGAGAGAAUAUCAGGGUUCAGUCCUGUGCAGACAACACACAUGCAGUUGCCAGUUGAAGACAGAGUGGUUUUACAGUCACUCAGUGCCGCAGGUCCUGCUGCUUUAAGCAUGAACAAAGAACAGGAGGUAGACACACACACAGACAAAGCUGUGUUAAACACAGACCUAAAACCUACAGAUGCUUCUCCAUCUAUUCCACCACAUAUAAAAACGGAGCAGUCACCUAGCACCUCGGGUAACUGUGAAGACUCUUCUGAAAAGAGAAAUGCCUUAAAGAAAGCAAAAGUCAUGGAGGAAAAGGAGUGUGAACAACAGGUCUUGUUUGGAACACCUUCACAAUAUACCCAGUCAUUUGAGUUUCUACAAAAGAAACAGCAAGAACCAUGUGUCUCAGGAAACACCCAGAACUCUGCUUAUGCUCACAUACCUCCAUACCCCCAAAUCCUAAACCAUCACGCUAAUGCAAAAGUAGCAGGUGCAGAAAACACUGUGCAUACCGAGCAGGUAAAAUCGAAGGCAAAGAAACCAUUUGUUUCCCUGAUGUAUAACACAGCGGGGUAUGGGACCCGAAGCCACGAAAAGGAGACAAGGUGUAACACCAAGAAGCAGAAGCCGGGGUUCCAGCAAGUGUAG
This is a messenger RNA of Dama dama (fallow deer), 5639 nucleotides long. RefSeq names its product leucine-rich repeat transmembrane protein CCDC168-like. The coding region runs from base 33 to 5639 and encodes 1868 amino acids. NCBI's taxonomy places the organism in Eukaryota, Metazoa, Chordata, Mammalia, Artiodactyla, Cervidae. The transcript is spliced from 2 exons. The record is from RefSeq and is a predicted model, not a curated record.